AUGUCGUUUCCAAGGCACUUCCUAGCCCUUGCGGCUUUCUUGGCCGUCCAGGUCUCCGCCCACGGAGGCCACGAGGAUGUUCCAGAAGGCGAGGCAGUUUCUGAAGAGCCAAUUGACUCUGUGUUAUGGAUUCAUAUCCUUAUCAUGGGAGCGGCAUUCGGUGUGAUUUUUCCGUUUGGCAUGGUACUUGGAAUCAUCCGGUCUCGCUGGCACGUCCCUGUGCAGGUCGUGGGCACAGUCGCUGCCGUGCUCGCAUAUUUCAUGGGUCACGCUCACAAGGGACGCCAAUUUGCCGAAAAUAUCCAUGCCCAGUUCGCCAAUUCGCUCAUGCUCCUGCUCAUCAUUCAAGUCGCGCUGGGAGCCUACUUGAAACUACAUCUUGAAAAGGGUAUUAAUGGCCGUGCUCGUCGGUAUUUCGUCCUCGCACACGGUGUUCUGGGCAAGGCAAUGCCCGUAGUUAGCUGGGUGCAGAUGUUGUUUGGAGGGAUUACGAUGCUCGGGUUUUGCCGCGGCGAACAUACAAUGCAAUGUCUUGCCCAUUUUAUUAUGGGAAGCGCCUUUAUUGGCUAUGGAAUUUUGAUGACCAUCUUGCUUCUUGUGGGCCAGUUCUGGCUGCGCCGUACCGGCCGAAGCCAGGAAUUCUUUGACUCCCUGAUCAUCGCCGCAUGGGGCCUUGUCAACACUUUUACCGAGCACCGCUGGGGCGGCCCAUGGGUGCGCAAUGAUAUGGAACAUACAACUAUGGGUGUUGUCUGGUUAUGUGCUGGGCUGCUAGGCAUGUUGUUGAGCCGGAAGAGAAACGGACAACCAAAGCGUAACAUCAUCCCAGGAAUUGUGAUUCUAUUGACAGGAUACGGAAUGUCGGCGCAUCCCCAGGAGCUUCAUCUAAGCACCAUGGUACACGAAAUGUUCGGAUAUACGCUGAUGGCUGCUGGAUUGACGAGAAUAAUUGAGAUUUCUUUUGUUCUCAGCGACCGAUCCACUUUCAGCAUGGAUGGCUCUGACCCGCAUAGCUUUCAAUACGUGCCACCAUUCCUCCUGUACGCCUCGGGCUUUUUGUUUAUGGGUGCCACAGAAGAGCAGAUGCAGCUCCUCACCAACGCAGGCGUCACUCACGUCUCGUAUAUUUUGAUGCUGUACAGCAUUUCAUUCUUCCUCUUUCUCUUCGUCAAUCUCCUCCUCCAUGUCUACGCUGUCCAUGCAUUCCCCGAGUCGACGAAGCGUGACACAAACCAAGGACUACGCAACAAGUCGCGUCGCACAGAUUCAAUAUCGUCAUACACUGACAUCAACGACUCCUUGCCUGCAACAAACGGCCAUGCCCGCUCUCAAUCAGAGACCCGGCGGAUCCGCGACGCCGAGGCCUUUGAAUUGGAAGGUCUCAUUUCAGAAGAUGACGAAGACCAUCAUCAUCAUGCCCGCAAGGAAGCUGAUGAUGAUGAUAAGGAAGAGGGUCUUGCCCGUACCGCUUGA
This is a messenger RNA of Talaromyces rugulosus, 1473 nucleotides long. RefSeq lists its product as uncharacterized. The coding region runs from base 1 to 1473 and encodes 490 amino acids. The transcript is spliced from 5 exons. The record is from RefSeq and is a predicted model, not a curated record. Lineage: Eukaryota; Fungi; Ascomycota; Eurotiomycetes; Eurotiales; Trichocomaceae.